AUGAAUAGCGCACCCCAGCCAGUAGAUUUCCCUUUCCCCGCGCAGCCCCCUGAAGCUGUUGGCGGAGCGGAAAACUACCCCGCGCAACCUUUCGCGCAGCCUUUUGCGGAUCCUUUGGCGCAGCCGCAGAUGGCGGAGAGGGAGGCGGAGCCCUCCGCCGACCGAGACUCCGCGGGCGCAGUUUCCGCUCCCGCCGCCACUGCCCCGCAGCCCCACCACCCUCUCCAGCAACCACCGGCGCAAGGCGCCGCGCUGCAAUCCUCCACGCUGCCGCACGACGCGCAAGCCGCGCAGGUGGGCGGCGGCGGCUCCCGCGAGGGCUCCCGCGAGCGGGAGGCGGAAGGCGAGGCGCUGUCGGUGCGGUUCAACCAGGACUUCACGUGCUUCGCGUGCGGGACGCGCGGCGGCUUCCGCGUGUUCUGCUGCGACCCACUGUGGGAGACGAUUCGGCGCGACUUCGACGGGCGCGGCGUGGGCAUGGUGGAGAUGCUGUUUCGCUGCAACUUCCUCGCGUUCGUAGGCGGCGGUCCCAACCCGUGCUACCCGCCUAACAAGGCCAUGAUCUGGGACGACUCUCACAGCCGGUGCAUCGGGGAGCUCACCUUCCGCAGCGAAGUGAGGGGCGUGCGGCUGAGGAGGGACCGCAUCGUGGUGGUGCUGGAGCAUAAGGUCUACGUCUAUAACUUUGCAGAUCUGAAGCUGCUGCACCAGGUGGAGACGCUGUCCAACCCCAGAGGGCUGUGCGAGGUGUCCCAGUCGCCCAACAGUUUCGUUAUGGCGUGCCCUGGCAAGCACCGGCAGCAGAUCCGCAUUGAGCUAUUCGACCAGCGCCGCACACACUUCAUAGCGGCGCACGACUCGGAGCCCGCCUGCAUCGCUCUCUCGCUGGACGGGCAGCGCCUUGCCACGGCGAGCAGCAAGGGGACGCUCAUCCGCGUGUUCAACACGGCUGAUGGGAGCAAGCUGCACGAGUUGCGCCGGGGAGUGGAGAGAGCAGACAUCUACAGCCUCGUCUUCUCCCCCAAGGCGCCCUUCCUAGUAGCAGCAAGCGUCCUCCCCAAGUACUUCAGUGACGAGCGCUCGCUAGCCUUCUACCGGGUGGGAGUGCACACGCGCAUGCUCGCUGCCUUUGGUGCCGAGGCCAACACCGUCAUCGUCGUUGGCAGCACUGGCGCGUACGUUGGCCCAUGCGUGUGCUCUCAUGUGUGUGCUCUCAUGUGUGUGCUCUCAUGCAUGUGCUCUCAUGCAUGUGCUCUCAUGUGUGUGCUCUCAUGUGUGUGCUCUCAUGCGUGUGCUCUCAUGCGUGUGCUCUCAUGCGUGUGCUCUCAUGCGUGUGCUCUCAUGCGUGUGCUCUCAUGCGUGUGCUCUCAUGUGUGUGCUCUCAUGCGUGUGCUCUCAUGCGUGUGCUCUCAUGCGUGUGCUCUCAUGUGUGUGCUCUCAUGCGUGUGCUCUCAUGUGUGCGCCCAUAUGUGUUUGCUCAUGCGUGGCUGCAUAGGUACUAAGACUACUUCUGUCUGUAUGCGCUUAAUCCGCGAUUCCGGCGGGCUGAUGGCGCCGAGCAAUGCGGUUCUCGCGAUUCUCGUGCUCGUGUUCGCCGCAGCGGCAGCGGCGCGCGCGAUGGACCUGCACCGUGAGGCGCGCAUGGAGGAGUUGAAGGCGUCGAUCAGAGAUCGACGGCCGUCGUUCAUCUUCGUCAAGCUCCGUCAAGACUCGGGUUCUCGCACGCUGGAGGACGUGCAGCAGCUGGCGACGAGGUGGCAGGCGGGCAUGACGGAGGGGAAGAUUGCCGCCAACGUGUAUCCGCUGGAUUCGGACACUCUCCACAUCGCACUGCUCACCACCGCCGCUGCCAGCAAGGUGAAGGAGUUUGUGCUGGAGCAGGAGGAGGCGUACGAGCUGCUGGUGGGUGACGAGGUCGUGCGGCGGCCUGGUGACCCGCCACUGGAAUCCCUGGUGCACCGCGACGUGUGGAAGCGGGAGCGCAUGCGGCAGGAAAUGAUGAGGGAGCGCGAGAAGCUGCACCUGGACAGGAUGGGGGGGGAUGGGGGGAUGACGGACCACCACCGGCAGAGAAUUAAGGAGCAGCUGAGGGCGCGGCAUGUGGAUAGGCUGGAGAGGAAGAGGAAGAUGCGGGAGGAGUGGCUGGAGAACCAUGCAGAUGAUGACCUGUAA
This is a messenger RNA of Closterium sp. NIES-65, 2172 nucleotides long. NCBI's taxonomy places the organism in Eukaryota, Viridiplantae, Streptophyta, Zygnematophyceae, Desmidiales, Closteriaceae. The record is from the annotation of a GenBank genome assembly.